AUGUUCCAGUCAAACAAAGUGAAGGACCACCUCCACCAAGCUUUUGAUGAUGAGGAGAACACUCUUGAUGCUGGCGUACGCCUCACUGCCACUGCUACUACUACCACCACCACUGGUUCUGGCAAAUACCGUCGCAUUUGGCGUCGAAUUAUAGGCUGUGUAGCCGCAAAGAAGAUACGCUCUCAUGAUCAAGACUCUCCACAGCCAUUGCAAUCGCCUUGCCCACAAGAACCUGUACCAAUCGGAUCUAAACAAACCCAACAUGUCAUUGAAACGAGCUCUGUUGACUGCAGGGAGAAGAAAGAGGCAGACGAAGGUCGGAACAGAGUUAUUCAUCAAGAAUCUCCACAGCCAUCGCCGUCGUCGACGAUACCUUGUGCUCCUUGCCCGGAGGAACCUGCACCAAUCGACACUAAACAAUCCCAACAUGUCAUUGAAAUGACCUCUGUUGAUAGGGAGAAGAAAGAGGCAGACGAAGGCCGGAACAGAGUUAUUCAUCAAGAAUCUCCACAGCUAUCGCCGUCGUCGACGAUACCUUGUGCUCCUUGCCCACAGGAACCUGCACCAAUCGACACUAAACAAUCCCAACAUGUCAUUGAAAUGACCUCUGUUGAUAGGGAGAAGAAAGAGGCAGACGAAGAUCAGAAGAAAGUUGCUCAGAUUGUGAAACAGAACAACUUGAACUCUCUCAAAAAACUAGGUGGCGUCGACCGGGUUGCAAGACUUCUGGGUUCUAAUUUGAAGGAGGGAAUUCAUGGCAGCCAAGACCAGCAAGUGCACUUGAUCAUCAACGACAAACUUCAUCUUGGAAAAGGUUUCUUGUACUUCUUCUUACGGGCCUGUAACAGAUGGACCAUUUUUCUGCUCUUGGUCGCAGCUGGAAUUGCCUUUGCUAUUGAUAUUAAGGAGGGCCAUGGACUUAGAAAUGGGUUGCAAGAUUGGGUUCCUGUUCUCGUUACUGUGGUCCUGCUUGUUACAUUCUCUUUGGUAGGGGACCUUUACCGUGAAAGGCAGAGGGCGAAGAAGGUGUUAAAGAAUAUUAGGAAAUUGAAAGUGAAUGUUGUCAGAAGUGGACAGCCCCGAUUGAUUGACAUUUCUGAUGUUUUGGAGGGUGAUAUAGUGAGUUUGAAGAUGGAUGAUUGUAUUCCAGCUGAUGGUUUGAUUGUGCAAGGCGAGAAUUUGGUAGUGGAUGAGGUCUUCAACUCUAAAAUCAAUUGUGAUCAGAACCCAUUUCUUUUCUCAUGUUCAAAGGUUGUUAAGGGCCAUGGUACAAUGCUUGUAACAUCAGUCGGUAAUAAUACAGCUAUGGGUGAAGAGCUGAGCUUGCAUAUGGCUCAUGAUCCAAAUUAUGAGAAGACACUGUUACAAGCUCGGAUCGAGAAAGCAAUAGAUUACGGUGAAAUAUUUGCUCUUUGUGUCACUGUGCUUAUUAAUCUUGUGUUGUUAAUUCGCCUCUUAUGCGGAAAACACAGUAACAGUAUACUUUCGCCAGACCUUAAGGGGAAUGUUUCGGUGGACAGGCUGAUGAAUAUUUUUGAGAGAAUUUCCCUUAAAUCUCAAGGAAAUAUUGGGAAUUUGACAAGUGCUCUGACAACCAUCGUAAUAGGAUUACAACACGGAAUGCCUCUUGUGAUUACAGCUUCUCUAAACCACUGGAACAAAAAGGUGCAGAUAAAUGGAGUAGAGCUUCGGAAUUCAUCAGCUUGUGGCAUAAUGGGGCUGGCAACAAUCUUCUGCAUUGAUGUAACUGGUGGGUGGAUGUGUAAGCAGGUGGAGGCUAACAAUUUUUUUGUUGGUGAGAAAGAUAUCUGCAAAGGCGUGGACUCUGAAACGAGCCAAAUUGUUGUCGAAGCUUUGCAUCAGGGAAUUGGCGUGUCACUUCAUGUGCGUGAGUUCACUGUUAUUCCGACCACCAAUUCGCUUAGUUCCUUGCUUGAGUCAAAAUGUGGUCUGAAUAUGGAGGAUUUUGCUCAAAGUUUUGAGAUUCUGGAGUGUACAAAAUUGAGCUCUAUCAAGAAAGCUAGUGGCGUUUUGAUGAGGAGAAACGGUAAUGAUGAAAAAAUUCAACACUUGCAUUGGUGUGGGGCUGCAUCGACUAUACUGGAAAUGUGCUCACACUACUAUGACUGCGGAGGUCAAACUCAUGCUAUGGAAGAUAAGAAAAAGAAGUUUGAGGAGAUGAUUAAAGAUAUGGAGGAUGGUGGUCUUAGACCCAUUGCAUUUGCUUAUAAGCAAAUUGAGGACCAAGGACUUAUAGAAGAAGGGUUGAACUUGUUGGCGCUAGUGGGUCUGAAAUACCCAUGUCAGGAAGGGAUAAAGUCAAUGGUGAAAGAACUUAGAUCUGCUGGAGUAUGUGUCAAAUUGGUAUCAGGGGAUGAGCUCUCUGCAGGGAGAGCCAUAGCUUGUGAAUUAGAAAUCUUUACUCCUGGUUCAAAUGAUGUGGCACUUAACAGUGAAGAAAUUCGAGAACUGAUUAGCAGUGGAAGGAUGGACAAACUCGAUGUGGUUACUGUGAUAGGAAGUUGCUACCCAAAGGAUAAGCUUUGGGUGAUACAGCAAUUGCAGAAAGAAGAUAACCCGGUUGUUUUCUUUGGAGGGUUGACCACAACAGACACCCUAGCUUUAAAAGAAGCCGAUGUAGGGAUCACUGUCCGGGAUUGGAGCACUGAAUGUGCAAGAAUGAGCUCUGAUAUUAUUGUCCAAGAUUUUGGUUCAUUACUUCGUAUUUCGAAUAUUGGCAGAAAUGUUAACUACAACAUUGAAAAGCUCGUUCAACUUCUGGUCACCGCUUGCUUCUCUGGGUUUAUAACAAACUUAAUAAUCACAUUGUUUUCUGGAGCAUCCCCAAUAACAGGAUUGGAAAUGUUUUGGGUGAAUUUGAUUCUGUGCCUUACAGGCAGCCAAGUGUUGUUGAUGGAAUUAAAAAGCCAGCAUAAACCAGCUAAAAGGACUCGGCCACUUAUAACCAAGGCCGUGUGGGGAAACAUUGCAGUUCAAGUCAUAUACCAGGUUUCUGUCUUACUCAUCUUUCAGUUCAAGGGAGAAACCUUGUUCAGCAUGAGUGAUGAUGAUGUCCAGAAGACCAUGAUCUUCAACAUGUAUUCCCUAUGUCAGAUCUUUAAUCUGUUCAAUGCCAUACACCAAGUGAAGAAGGAAGUACUGUUGAAGGUUAUUGUUCGCAGCUAUUGCUUUUUGAUCAUUUUGGCUGCUGUUAUGGCCGCGCACGUGCUGAUGAUUGAGUAUUCGGGUAUUGUAACCAAUUUUGUGAAGUUGAACGCGGUGCAGUGGGCUUUCUGCUGUAUUAUUGCUGCACUUUCAUGGGGUUACCACUUGGCCUUAAAAUGGCUUCCGCAUAUCUUCGAAAAAUGCUACUCUUUUGUUUCGACAUCAGUUGAUUCAAAUUAUGGGUUCUCGAAUAGGAGGCGCAGGUAUUAUGUUUCCCAUUUUGGUGUCCCAUUUUCCAUGUUCCUUCUCUACGCGUCAGGAGUUUUCAUUAUUGUUAAACAGUAUGGAAUUCUUCCGGUGGCCUUAUAA
Messenger RNA from Corylus avellana, 3534 nucleotides. The record is from RefSeq and is a predicted model, not a curated record. NCBI's taxonomy places the organism in Eukaryota, Viridiplantae, Streptophyta, Magnoliopsida, Fagales, Betulaceae.